Lynx canadensis (Canada lynx) is the source of this 2400-nucleotide messenger RNA. RefSeq names its product kelch like family member 33 (gene KLHL33). The record is from RefSeq and is a predicted model, not a curated record. NCBI's taxonomy places the organism in Eukaryota, Metazoa, Chordata, Mammalia, Carnivora, Felidae. The transcript is spliced from 4 exons. Gene Ontology annotation, molecular function: protein binding. The coding region runs from base 1 to 2400 and encodes 799 amino acids.
AUGAGCGUCUCGGACUCCUCACAUCGUCCUUCGGACCCUGGGAGCGUCUCUGCUCCCGCCCAGAAGGAUCGCCUUGACCUACCUUUGCCCGACCGGAGAACCCCCUCCUGGCCACCUUCCCCAGAUGAGGAUCCCAGUUUGCCCCCCUUUCCUUUGGAAGAGCCUGUCCCCAGGCCCAUGGCCCCAGGGAGCCUUCCCUCUCCAGUCUUGUCCCUUGAGGAAGAAGAGGAGGAAGACGACCAAGACGAACAAGACGCGGCAGAGCCCGAGGAGCUGCGCAGCGAGGAGCAUCCCAGCCAGUUUUUCGCGGAGGCACAGCGGCUGCGGGAGCAGAGGUUGUUGUUGGACGAAGAGGUGUCAGUUGAGGGGCGAGUAUAUGGGGUGCAUCGGGUAAUCUUGGCUGCAAUUAGCAGCCUCUUCCGUGACAGGCUGCUGGGUGGCAGAGGUCCACGACCCCCCCUCAGCCUGGACGUGGCCGCUGGGGCCUGGGAGGCCGUACUGACAUUUGCCUAUGAGGGGUUGCUGGGCCCUGCACGGCCGGGAGAUGUGCUGGUCGUGGCAGAGGCCCUGGGAGCGCCCCGGGUGAAGGCCGUGGCCCAGUGGAGAUGCAAAGGGGCUGGAAGCGCCAGGGAAGAUGAAAAGCAGCCCAGCCAGGCAGAGGAGCUGAGGGAGAACCUGCAGAGCAUCGAGCUCCUAUACCAAGAGGGCAUCGGGUGUGACCUGGAGCUGGAGGCAGGCGGCUGCAGGCUGCGGGUGCACCGAGCAGCCCUGGCCUGUGGCAGCGAGUUCUUUGGUGCCAUGCUCCUGAGCGGGAUGAGGGAAUCCCAGGGCACAGAGGUGUCUCUGCACACUAUCUCUGCCCAGGACCUGCGACUCCUCGUCUCCUUCGCCUACUCCGGGGUUGUGCGGGCAAGGUGGCCAGGACUGCUGAGAGCUGCCCAGGCUGCUCUCCAGUACCAGAGCUCUUCCUGCCUUGCUCUGUGCCAGAGAGCCUUGGCUCGGGGCCUCAGCCCCGCACGUUGCCUGGCCCUGUUCCCCAUAGCAGAAGCCCCGGGCUUAGAGAGGCUCUGGAGCAAAGCCCAUCACUACCUCCUCACCCACCUGCCUGCUGUGGCUUUGUGCCCCACUUUCCCUUCUCUACCGGCUGCCUGCCUGGCUGAGCUCCUGGAUAGCGACGAACUACACGUGCAAGAGGAGUUCGAGGCCUUCAUGGCUGCGUGGCGUUGGUUAGCUGCCAACCCUGAGACCCAGGAGUCAGAGGCCAAGGCCCUGCUUCGAUGUGUUCGCUUCGGCCGCAUGUCCACCAGAGAGCUGCGGAGGGUGCGGGCCGCGGGGCUGCCUCCACCCCUGACCGCGGACUUGCUGCAUCAGCUUCUGGUAGAGGCUGCCGUUCCAGGUCAAGAGCGGCGCAGGGAGCCUGACCAGGCACUGGUAGUGAUUGGCGGGGACGGGCUCAGAGCAGACAUGGCCAUAAGACAGCCGUCGCGAGGAGUGUGGUGGGCGCGCGCCUUCUGCUGCGGCACGGGACUGGUGCGAACCGUGGAGUGGGGGCGGCUGCCUGCCCUGCCUGCCCCGGGGCGCUUCCGGCACGGGGCUGCGAGCCUCGCAGGAAGUGAGCUCUACGUGUGUGGGGGACAGGAUUUCUACAGCCACUCCAACACCCUGGCUUCGACUCUCAGGUGGGGCCCCAGUCAAGAGGACUGGGAGGAGAUGGCGCCUUUGUGCCAGGCUCGGAGCUUUUUUCCCCUGGUGGCGCUGGACGGACUACUUUAUGCCCUGGGCGGCCGAAACGGUGGCGUCGCCCUCAACUCUGUGGAGACCUAUCACCCCGAGCUGAAUGUCUGGAGGCCGGCACCUGCUCUUCCAGCACCACGCUUUGCCCACGCAGCUGCGGUUCUGGAGGGCCGAUUGUACGUGAGCGGUGGCUGCAGCGGGGCUGGCCAAUACCUGGCCUCAUUGCUGCACUAUGACCCCAAACUUGAGAAGCCAGGGGUGCUUCUGAGCGCUAUGGGGGUACCUCGGGCUGGCCACGUCAUGGCCGCUCUGGGUGGACGGUUGUAUGUCGCGGGUGGGCUAGGUGAGACUGGGGACCUGCUGAGCUUCGAGGCCUAUGAACCAAGGACUGAUAGCUGGACUCACCUGGCACCCUUGCCCUCCCCCCAUGUGGGGGCCGCAGGGGCUGCGCUGCAGGGAGAGCUUCUGGUGCUGGGGGGCUACAGCCACCGUACUUACGCCCUCUCCCACCUUAUCCAUGCUUAUUCUCCCGGCCUGGGCCGAUGGCUCUGCCUGGGAACUCUGCCAAGGCCUCGGGCUGAGAUGCCUGCCUGCAUCCUGACCCUGCCCACUGUGCAGCAUGUAGCUUUGGUUCCCACACGGCACCAAACCAAACCUGCCGGGUGA